Messenger RNA from Malaya genurostris, 1974 nucleotides. RefSeq names its product golgin-84 (gene Golgin84). The record is from RefSeq and is a predicted model, not a curated record. Gene Ontology annotation, biological process: Golgi organization; retrograde transport, vesicle recycling within Golgi. Gene Ontology annotation, cellular component: Golgi membrane; Golgi cisterna. The transcript has 4 exons. Bases 193 to 1842 code for a protein of 549 amino acids. NCBI's taxonomy places the organism in Eukaryota, Metazoa, Arthropoda, Insecta, Diptera, Culicidae.
GUUUGUGACAUGGGAUCCGUGUAGUAAGAAGGAUUGAAAUGUGAAUAAUUUUCAAAAAUAUCUGGUAACCCUGCCGAAAUGCUCAGUUAUUGUUUACUUUUAAGUGUGGCUCUUGUUAAAUUAAAUUGUUUGAAACAGAAAUUAUUUUACAUCAAUAAAAGAAAACAGUUUCUAUAAGUCAUUGUUUUAACCAUGUCGUGGUUACAAGAUUUAGCUGGGAAAGCUGAAAAUAUUUUAACUAAGAUAGAUCAAAAUGCAGCGACUGUACUACAGCAUCAGAAUCGUCAAUCUGCAGAAAAUGAUGAUGUGAAAACUAUGGAAUCAUUGGUGGAAGUUACGGCAGAUUAUUCUAGUAGUAAAGUUUCCACAGUGAAAACAAAGCCUACAUUAACAAAGAUGUUAUCAUUAAAUGUCAAGUCUCCAGCAUCUAGGGGCUUGAUUAGAUCAUCCUCGACAAGUUCCCAUGAACGAGCUCUAUGGAACGAAGGAAUGGAUCUUGAAAACGUAUCAGUAAAAUCAGAGAGAGUUGUUUCAUCGCGCCGUAGCUCAAAUAGCUCGAAGAAAGAUGGAACUGUUAUAGAUUUAAGUGGGUUUUCUUUAGAGAAAAACAAUCAAGAUUAUAGUUGUUUUUCUGUGGAAAAGGAAUUAGCAGCAACAAAGAUAAUUUUAGCGGAAGUGAAAUCUGAGAGAGAUGAAUUGAAAAUUGAACUGGAUAAUAUUCAAACACUGCUAUCAAAUUCUGAUGCUGAUUCAAAAUUGAAGGAAAUGGAAAGGUUGCAUCAAAAUUUACUAGACGAAAAAAAUGAUUUGAGCGCGAAGCUACUAUUAUCAGAAGAAUCAAAUGCAAAGUAUAUCAAAUCAAUAUCAGAUUUGGAGUCUGUUGUUUCAAAACAUAUACAAGUACAUCAAGAGUUAAACCAAAAGCUUGAUCUGGCGAAAAUGGAAACAAACAACAUAACUGCGGAACUACAGCAAUAUCGCGUUAGAGCCCACGCAACACUUCAAUUAAAAGAGCAAAUAAUUGAGCAGCUCAAACAAAAUGUCAAAACUGAAGGACACGAGCAUGCGGAUAAACUGACACAAAUGGAACUGGACCAAAUGAAAAACGAAAAGAUGAGCAUGUUGGAAGAAAUUAUGAAUUUAAAUAAGAAAUAUGAAAAUGGAAAAAUUUUCUGGCAGACGAUGGAACAAACUCUAAAGACAACAGUAUUAGAUUUGGAAAGUCGAAUAAAAGAGCUUCAGCAUAAACUAAGUUUAGAAACAACAAAAGUUUUGCAACUAGACGAUGACCUGAACAUGAAGCAAAAGGAGUUGACAUCUGCUAGGGAAGAGCUUGUGAAACAGAGGACUUCGUUUUCAACCAUUAUGCACGAAAAAGAGGCUGAAAUUGUAAGGUUAAAGGACCAGUUCCAAAAGCGUCCGAACAGUCCGUCAAAGGAUCUUGAACAGCGACUAGUGUCUCUUACACAAUCUCUGGUACAAAAGCAAACUUCCUUAGAAACUGUAACGGCCGAACGCAAUGCACUCCGUCUGCAGUUGGAAAAACUAGAUACCCAAUAUCGAAGUACUGUUUCUCAAAUUCGGCAGCAGCGAGUGGUUUACACAAGCUUAAAUGAAACAGACGAUGCCAAAUCCCAAGUUCCAAAUUUUAUGGUAGAGAAUCCAUUCGAUAACAGGGUGGCACGAAGAGUCAAACGGGCUUAUUCUUCUUUGGACUCCAUAGGUAUACGAUUGGGAGUGUUUCUGCGGAGAUACCCAUUGAUUCGAAUCCUGGUUAUUGUUUACGUUGCGGUGUUACAUUUGUGGGUUAUGUUUGUACUUCUAUCAACAACACCCGCUUAGUGAAAAUACAAUUAUAUCGUAAAGGAUGGUAGAUGUUAAACAUUUUACCUAUGAAACGUUUUAUUCCCUUGUAUUCAGUUUAUACAUUAACUGUACUGAAAGUAUGAAAAUGAAACUGUGAUGGUAAAUGGA